Penicillium pulvis is the source of this 3015-nucleotide messenger RNA. RefSeq names its product La domain family. Lineage: Eukaryota; Fungi; Ascomycota; Eurotiomycetes; Eurotiales; Aspergillaceae. Gene Ontology annotation, cellular component: cytosol; cytoplasmic stress granule. Bases 1 to 3015 code for a protein of 1004 amino acids. The record is from RefSeq and is a predicted model, not a curated record. The transcript has 2 exons. Gene Ontology annotation, biological process: positive regulation of translation. Gene Ontology annotation, molecular function: RNA binding.
AUGCCUACAUUCAGCUACGCGCAAGCCGCAAAGGGGGCGUCUGAGACCCCAGUGCCCACCAAGCCGGUAUCUACAGAGCCCGAAAAGACUGAGUCCAAGCCGGAAGAGCAGACCAACAAUGUCCCCGCAGAGCCGGUAACUACGACCUCGGAAACCGAAACACCACAGGAGACCGAGAAGGCCACAACAAGCGUUGAUGAGGAUGUCGAGUUCACCACUGUGACCAACAAGCAUGCCAACAGAUCGAAGGCUGUUCACUCCAGGACAUCAUCCCCCAGCGUCCGAUCCACGGCAGCACACUCCAAAGAUGGUGAAUCAUCAAAUACCUCGAACGGAACUCAGGAGACUUCGUCUGAGAAGCAAGCCGAAACUAAGGCUGAGAAGGCUGGAAAUGAUACCGAGGAACAGAAGGAGAAGUCUGGGAAGUCCGAGAAGUCCGAAAAGACUGAGAAGUCUGAUAAAUCUGAAAAAGCCGAGAAGAGCACCCCACCAAAGGAGUUGAAGGCCGCCCCUCUCCCCUCAGUGAACAUCUGGCUGCAACGAAAGGAGGCCCAAGAGGCCAAGGCCAAGACUACUCCAGCUCCUGCUGCUGCGAAGGCCACCUCCGGGAAGGCCACUGAGGAGAACCAGCAAGAUACGCCCAAGACCAACUCUAAGAAGAAGGGUACCGACAGCGCGCAAGAAGGAACCAAGGGAGGUAAGAAGGCUGAUGGUGCUAAGGGCCGGGAUGGUGCCUUGCCCCCGGUCGAAGAUGCCUCAUCAUGGCCCACACCUGAGGUUGCUAUUGGCGAAGAUAAGAAGAAGGCACAGGAGAAGACAGAUAAGACCGAGAAGGCAGAGAAGAGCCCGGUCAUGCGUGCCCACGGCAAAGAGAAGUGGAUGCCUGUCAACUAUGUUCCUACUGCCGUGUUUAACACUCCCCUCCCUUCCGCUGGCCGUGGAGGUCGGAGAACCGCUCGUGGUGGACGGGAUGGUGGUCGUGGUGGAUCCCAUGCAGCCGCUGCCGGUGAAAAGGUCGCCUCAGGCCAGUCUGCCCCUGCCCCUGUGAGCAAGCAGACAUCCGGAGACCGUGGCCGCAAUGAAGCUGGCGCUGGCCGUGCUGCUUCCCUCCCUGCUCAGACUCGACGUUCUACCAGCUCUGACGUGACCAACUCCGAGGGUCGCAAGGCUCAAGCAGUGGAGCGCAACAACCGCCCCCAGCGUGGUGCUGAAGAUGCCACUGCCUCAAAUGGCAAGCAGGUCAACGGUGGUGAGAACGCCGCUCGGCCCCAACGGGAUGGCAAGCAGUCCAACCGAAACGGUGACAGCCGUAAUGCUAAGGGUGGCAACCCGGCUGUUGACUCUCAAGGUGCGGCUCGUGCCAACGACCGCCGAUUUGACUCUGGCGCCAAGUCGGCUGACGUAAACCGUGAGGCUGGUGCAAAUGGCUUCCAGGACUUCAACCGUGAACGUGGUGACUCUCGUGCUGAGCGAGGAGGCCGUGGAGCCAACCGCGGACGUGGAGGUGCCUACUCUGGAUUUGCUGGCCAGAAUGGCCAGUUCGGCAACAUGGGAAACAACUUUGCUUCUAAGAACUUCGGCUUCAAUGAUCGUCAACGGUCUCAGCACGGUGUUGCCAACGGCUCGCAGCAGGGAAACCGGAUGUCUUUGAGAUCACCUUCUUUGACAGGACCUGCAAGCCCAUACGGCGUGUACCCCUUCCCAACUGACAUCAACACAAUGUACCCCUACCAGGCUGUUAACCCCGGCCCAAUGAGCGCGGUCCCUUACCAGCAGUACAUGGAGCCCUACUCGCUCAUGAAUAUGCUCUCUAUGCAGCUGGAGUACUACUUCUCGGUUGACAACUUGUGCAAGGACAUGUUCCUUCGUUCCCAGAUGGACGCUCAAGGCUUUACCCCUCUUAGUGUUAUUGCCACCUUCAAGCGUGUGAAGUCUUUGACUGAGGACUUCGAACUCCUGCGUCAUGUUUCACGCCAACUCCGCAAUGUGGAGGUCCAGACUGGUGAAGAUGGUAUGGACCGCUUACGCCCUCGUGAGAACUGGUCUCAGUGGGUACUCUCUGGUGCUGCCCCGGCGCAACCUGGAAAGAAUGACGAGAACACCCCUAUCAACAACCACGUCGACGGUGCACCAAAUGGUUCCAUCCAUGGUGGAUCUCAACAGUUCGUUCCGAAUGGCACAGCUUCCCACAACCGCACACAUCUUUCCUCCAACGCCCCGGAGUUCAUGCCAUCGGCACAAAAUGAAGUCGCCACUGUAGGAAGCCCCCAGGAUUGCUCUUAUUUCCCCCCAUCCGUUUCCAGAUCGGAAUCUCCCCUUUAUAUGGCAACAAAUUUGGAAAAUGCAUUUAUUGACGAAUGUCGAUCAGCGCUCGGACUAGAUUCACGCAAAACGACCCCACUUUCCUCUCCCCUGGGAGCAGCGGCACAACUAGCUGGUAAUUUUGAUCAACUGCACACGCAACGUCAUCCGACCAACUAUCUCACUCGCCAAACUAACAAGCCGCCACCCAAGCAAAAUCAUCCGCCAUCCCAGUGGAAGGGAAAGGGCCACUCAAAGCAAAAGUACGCUAAUGUCAACAAAUCACUUGAAAUGCUUCUAAAUGAUGAGGUUGGGGGUCCAGCACGACAAGGCUGGGACACUUCUCUCUACGAAUAUUGGUUGGACUGUUUGAUGCAGGAGUUCAAUUUGCGAAUGUACAAUGAAUUCAGGCGCCAAGCCUUAGAUGAUCUUUUUACACGACACACCGACGAUGGCUUUAUUUUUCUCAUGGAAUUCUAUCGCCUUGCCGUCAGCAGCCCAUUUCGUAUACACCCUCAGAUUCUUUCGGAUCUGGUUGGGUUGUGCCGGGAUGAAGCUUUCAAACCUCGUGAUGCUAUCUUCAGUCUGAUUGAAACUGCUGUUGCCAAUGACCAAGGGGAUGAGAAGUUCCACAAAAUUGAUUUUAUUCGCAAACAAUUUACAAGGGCAUUUGGCAACCAGUGGAGAGGGACUGGGAGAAAGUCAUAUCAUUGA